Aspergillus uvarum CBS 121591 is the source of this 649-nucleotide messenger RNA. RefSeq lists its product as uncharacterized. The transcript has a single exon. Bases 142 to 525 code for a protein of 127 amino acids. The record is from RefSeq and is a predicted model, not a curated record. Gene Ontology annotation, molecular function: ABC-type transporter activity. Lineage: Eukaryota; Fungi; Ascomycota; Eurotiomycetes; Eurotiales; Aspergillaceae. Gene Ontology annotation, cellular component: membrane.
CAGUGGGCUUAGAAUGUUCCAGCAGGUGCUCUAGUCCUUCAAGAUCCUACCCGCCCCGCUUGCCGCCGUGCCGAGCAGGCGAGUGGGCGGAGAGAGCAUCGGAAACCACCUCCUAGGCGUCCUUGACCGUGGUACUAUCCGAUGGGCUUCUGGCGCAACAGUCUGCAAGACCACACCGACAGUAGCGUGGACAUGUCCUCGCGUGCGGGCUUGAUCUUCCUCCUCCUCUGGCUGUUCUUCGUCUUCUUCGCCACCCUCUCGCAGGCCAUCGCCGCCGGUCUGCACGAUGCGCUCACCGCCGUCAACAUCGCCAGCCUCCUCUUCCCCCUGUGUCUGCUCUUCUGCGGCAUUCUGGUCCAGCCCACCGCCCUCCCCCGCUUCUGGAUCUUUUUGUACCGGGUCAGCCCCGUCACAUACCUCAUGAGCGGCAUGGUCAGCGCCGCCGUCGACCUCCUCCCCAUUCCCUGGCCCACCGCCGCACAGAACCACUUCACGGCCUCCUGCGGCACCUACCUGGCCUUGUAAAUCCAGCGCGCGGGCGGCCGCGGCUUGAACCCCAAAACCCCGGCUGCGGCCGGCGAGGAUUGCAUCUUCUGCCCCGUAACGGACAUGAACACGAUGCUGGCGCAGCUGGGGAUCGAGGUCGGCA